CGCAGAACUGCUUCUGCCUCUGCACAUCUCUCCUCAGAUCAGCUCCUUGCUCCCUUGCCUUUCCGUCCCUUUCCCUCUUUUCUGCUCACACUGUUCACUUUCUCUGCACCCCCCCACCCCCGCUUUGUUAUUCAGCAUGUCUGAUUAGCAGGAGUCUGAUUGGCUGGCUGCCUGCUCUAGAGAGAUUCCAUUCAGCUUACCCCCCACCCAUCCACCCACCCACCCUCGCUCAGGAAAUGUGAGCGAGGCUGAUGGAAGCUGAUAGGCAGGGCUGGAGUGCGAGCCCCAGCGCUGGAUGUGACAGCACCGGGCAGAGGAGCGUUAGCAGCUUAUUCAGUGUCCGAUUCGGAUUCCGGCAAAGAUCCAAGCAUGGAAUGCUGCCGUCGGGCAGCUCCUGGCACACCGCUGCUCUUUCUGGCUUUCCUACUCCUGAGUUCCAGGACCGUGCGCUCAGAGGAGGACCGCGAAGGCCUCUGGGAUGCCUGGGGCCCUUGGAGUGAGUGCUCCCGGACCUGUGGUGGAGGUGCCUCCUACUCCCUGAGACGCUGCCUGAGCAGCAAGAGCUGUGAAGGAAGAAAUAUCCGGUACAGAACAUGCAGUAACGUGGACUGCCCACCAGAAGCAGGUGAUUUCCGAGCUCAGCAGUGUUCCGCUCAUAACGACGUCAAGCACCACGGCCAGUUUUAUGAAUGGCUUCCUGUGGCUAACGACCCUGACAACCCUUGUUCACUCAAGUGCCAAGCCAAAGGAACCAGCCUGGUUGUUGAACUAGCACCGAAGGUCUUAGAUGGUACACGAUGCUAUACAGAAUCACUGGAUAUGUGCAUCAGCGGCCUAUGCCAAAUCGUUGGCUGUGAUCACCAGUUGGGAAGUCCCGCUAAGGAAGAUAACUGUGGAGUCUGCAACGGAGAUGGGUCCACCUGCAGGCUGGUCCGUGGGCAGUAUAAAUCCCAGCUCUCUGCAACUAAAUCGGAUGACACCGUGGUUGCCAUUCCUUAUGGAAGCAGACACAUCCGCCUUGUCUUAAAGGGGCCAGAUCAUUUGUAUCUGGAAACCAAGACGCUCCAGGGGACUAAAGGUGAAAACAGUCUGAGCUCUACAGGCACUUUCCUUGUGGACAAUUCUACAGUGGACUUCCAGAAACUUCCAGACAAAGAGAUACUGAGGAUGGCCGGGCCACUAACAGCAGAUUUCAUCAUCAAGAUCCAUGACCUGGGGCCUGCGGACAGCACUGUCCAGUUCACCUUCUACCAGCCUAUCAUCCACCGAUGGAGGGAAACGGACUUCUUCCCUUGCUCAGCAACUUGUGGAGGAGGUUACCAGCUGACGUCUGCUGAGUGCUACGAUCUCCGCAGCAGCCGUGUGGUCGCCGACCAGUACUGUCACUACUACCCAGAGAAUAUCAAGCCCAAACCUAAGCUUCAGGAGUGCAACUUGGAUCCUUGUCCAGCCAGCGGCGGAUACAAGCAGAUCAUGCCUUAUGACCUCUACCAUCCCCUUCCUCGGUGGGAGGCCACCCCGUGGACCGCGUGCUCCUCCUCGUGUGGGGGGGGCACCCAGAGCCGGGCAGUUUCCUGUGUGGAGGAGGACAUCCUGGGGCAUGUCACUUCAGUGGAAGAGUGGAAAUGCAUGUACACCCCUAAGAUGCCCAUCGUGCAGCCCUGCAACAUUUUUGACUGCCCUAAAUGGCUGGCACAGGAGUGGUCUCCGUGCACGGUGACCUGUGGCCAGGGACUCAGAUAUCGCGUGGUUCUCUGCAUUGACCACCGAGGAAUGCACACAGGAGGCUGCAGUGCGAAAACAAAGCCCCACAUAAAAGAAGAAUGCAUCAUACCCACGCCCUGCUACAAACCCAGAGAGAAACUUCCAGUAGAGGCCAAGCUGCCAUGGUUCAAGCAAGCCCAGGAGCUAGAGGAAGGAGCUGCUGUGUCUGAAGAGCCUUCGUUCAUUCCAGAAGCUUGGUCGGCCUGUACUGUCACCUGUGGUGUGGGAACCCAGGUGCGAACAGUAAGAUGCCAGGUGCUCCUGUCUUUCUCUCAGUCCGUGGCUGACCUGCCUAUGGAUGAAUGUGAAGGGCCCAAGCCAGCCUCGCAGCGUACCUGUUAUGCCGGACCAUGCAACGGGGAAAUUCCUGAAUUUAACCCAGACAAUGGAGACGGACUCUUGGGUGGCCUGCCGGACCUGGACGAGCUGUAUGAUUGGGAAUAUGAGGGCUUCACCAGGUGCUCUGAGUCCUGUGGAGGAGGUGUCCAGGAGGCCGUGGUGAGCUGCCUGAACAAACAGACCCGGGAGCUCGCGGAUGAGAACCUGUGUGUGAGCAGCCGAAGGCCCCCGCAGCUCCUGAGAUCCUGUAAUUUGGAUCCCUGCCCAGCAAGGUGGGAAAUUGGCAAGUGGAGCCCAUGCAGCCUCACCUGUGGGGUUGGCCUGCAAACCAGAGACGUUGUCUGCUCCCAUCUCCUCUCCAGAGAGAUGAAUGAGGUGGUUGUCCUGGCUGAUGAGCUGUGUCACCACCCUAAACCCAGCACAGUACAAGCGUGCAACCGCUUCAAUUGCCCGCCAGCCUGGUACCCUGCACAGUGGCAACUGUGUUCCAGGACCUGUGGAGGAGGGGUUCAGAAACGGGAUGUUCUUUGCAAACAACGUAUGGCUGAUGGCAGCUUCCUGGAGCUUCCAGAGACCUUUUGUUCAGCCUCCAAACCAACCUCCCAGCAAGCAUGCAAAAAAGAUGACUGCCCCAGUGAGUGGCUUCUCUCAGACUGGUCAGAGUGCUCUGUGAGCUGUGGGGAGGGCACCCAGACUCGAAGUGCCAUUUGCCAGAGGGUGCUGAAAACCGGGGUCUCCACUGUUGUCAAUUCUACCCUGUGCCCUCCCCUGCCUUUCUCUUCCUCCAUCAGACCGUGCAUGCUGGCAACCUGUGCAAGGCCUGGAAGGCCUUCCACCAAGCACGGCCCUCACAUCGCAGCUGCACGGAAUAUAUACAUCCAGACCCGCAGGCAGAGGAAGCUGCAUUUCGUGGUGGGAGGAUUCGCUUACCUACUACCCAAGACUACCGUGGUGCUCCGGUGCCCCACCCGCAGAUUCCGGAAGCCCCUCAUCACCUGGGAGAAGGACGGCCAGCACAGCAUUAGCUCGGCUCACGUCACCGUGGCCCCUUUCGGCUACCUGAAGAUCCACCGCCUCAAGCCCUCAGAUGCAGGCAUCUACACCUGUUCUGCAGGGCCCGCCAGGGAGCAGUUUGUGAUUAAGCUCAUUGGAGGCAACCGCAAGCUGGUGGCCAGGCCUCUGAGCCUUUGGAGUGAGGAGGAGGAGGCCCUGCAGGUGAGGAAGGCCAAUCCAAAGGAGGCCUUGCAAACCCACAAACACCAAAAUGGCAUCUUCUCCAACGGCAGCAAGGCCGAGAAGCGCGGCCUCACUGCAGACCCUGGGAACCGCUAUGAUGACAUUGUGUCUAGGCUGCUGGAGCAGGGCGGCUGGCCAGGAGAGCUCCUGGCCUCCUGGGAGGUGCAGGACUCUGCAGAAAGGAACGCCUCCUCGGAGGAGGAUCCCAAUGCUGAACAGGCCCUCCUGCACCUCCCCUUCACCAUGGUGGCCGAACAGAAGCGCCUGGAUGACAUUCUCAGGAACCUGUCCCAGCAGCCGGAGGAGCUACGGGACCUCUACAGCAAGCACCUGGUGGCACAGCUGGCCCAGGACAUUUUCCGCAGCCACCUGGAGAGCCAGGACAUGCUUCACAAGCCCUCUGAGCAGAGGUUCCCUCCCGUGGCCAUCCCGCCCCACAAACGUGUUUCCAGCUUCAGCAGCUCCCUAAGGAGCUCUUCCGGGGAGGCCGGGGGUGGCUCCCGCAGGCCUCACCGCAAGCCCACCAUCUUGCGGAAGAUCUCGGCGGCACAGCAGCUCUCAGCCUCCGAGGUGGUCACCCACCUGGGGCAGACCGUGGCUCUAGCCAGCGGGACCCUGAGUGUGCUUCUGCACUGCGAGGCGGUAGGCAACCCGAGGCCUACCAUCCACUGGACCAGGAACGGAGAAGCGGUGCAGUUCAGUGACAGGAUUCUUCUGCAGCCAGAUGAUUCCUUACAGAUCUUGGCACCAGUGGAAGCUGAUGUGGGUUUCUAUACUUGCAAUGCCACAAAUGCCUUGGGAUAUGACUCUGUCUCCAUUGCUGUCACAUUAGCAGGAAAGCCACUAGUGAAAUCAUCUCGAAUGACUGUGGUCAACACAGAGAAGCCUACAGUUACAAUGGAUAUUGGCGGGACCAUCAGGACCAUCCAAGGAGUGAAUGUGACAAUUAACUGCCAAGUGGCAGGUGUGCCUGAAGCUGAAGUCACUUGGUUCAGAAAUAAAACCAAAUUGGGGGCCUCCCACCAUCUGCACGAGGGCUCCUUGCUGCUCACAAAUGUGUCCUUCUCUGAUCAGGGCCUGUAUUCCUGCAGGGCAGCCAAUCUUCAUGGAGAGCUGACAGAGAACACACAGCUCCUGAUUCUAGAUCCCCCUCAAGUCCCCACACAGUUGGAAGACAUCAAGGCCUUGCUCUUAGCCACUGGACCGAACCUUCCUUCAGUGCUGAUGUCUCCUCUGGGAACACAGCUGGUCCUGGAUCCUGGGAAUUCCGCUCUCCUUGGCUGCCCCAUCAAAGGCCACCCCACCCCCAACAUCACCUGGUUCCAAAAUGGCCAGCCAAUUGCCUCUGCCCUGGGGCUGACCCACCACAUCUGGGGAGCCGGACAGAUCCUCCAUGUUGCAAAUCUCAGUGGAGGACCUCAGGGGGAGUUCAGCUGCCUGGCUCAGAAUGAAGCAGGAACGCUCAUGCAAAAGGCCUAUUUGGUGAUCCAAGAUUACUGGUGGUCUGUGGAUAGACUGGCGACCUGCUCAGCAUCCUGUGGUAAUAGAGGGGUUCACCAGCCCCGCCUCAAGUGUUUGCUGAACAACACGGAGGUUGACCCCGAGCACUGUGCAGGAAAGCCUCGGCCUGCUGUGCAGCCCAUUGCCUGCAACCGGAGAGACUGUCCUUCUCGGUGGAUGGUGACUUCCUGGUCCCCCUGUACCCGAAGCUGUGGUGGAGGUGUCCAGACCCGCAGGGUGACCUGUCAGAAGUUGAAAGCUUCUGGGAUAUCUACCCCAGUGCCCAACGACAUGUGUGCCCAACUGGCCAAACGGCCUGUGGACACCCAGGCCUGUAACCAGCAGCUGUGUGUGGAAUGGGCUUUCUCCAGCUGGGGCCAGUGCAAUGGGCCUUGCAUAGGCCCUCGCCUUGCUGUGCAACACAGACAAGUCUUCUGCCAGACCCGGGAUGGCAUCACCUUACCAUCAGAGCAGUGCAGUGCCCUCCCCAGGCCUGUGAGCACCCAAAACUGCUGGUCAGAAGCCUGCAGUGUACACUGGAGAGUCAGCCUAUGGACCCUAUGCACCGCAACCUGUGGCAACUAUGGCUUCCAGUCCCGGCGGGUGGAGUGCGUUCAUGCCCGCACCAACAAGGCUGUGCCCGAGCACCUGUGUUCCUGGGGGCCCCGGCCUGCCAACUGGCAGCGCUGCAACAUCACUCCGUGUGAAAACAGUACGUUCCAAUCCCAAAGAACAUUCUGCAAAUUCCCCACAGGUCAUCGGGUUCAGAGGGCGAUCCCUGGGACUCAGCCUGAACACGGGGCAUUGGAUCAAGUUCCCUAAGGAUGGAACAUUUUAAGUGGGGUACAUGGGUGUGUGCAAGGAUUGCGUACGCAUGUUCAGACCACAAAAGAUGCCAGGAUGUGUCCCGGGGGCUCCCACUGUCUUCAUCCAGAGCCCUGGGGGAGCCAAGGGCUGGAUAAGGUCGAACUCCAGCUCACCUGCUGUCAACCUGGCUGGUGCACAGGGGAAGACUAAACAGUGGUCCAUAGGGACCAGGCUCCUAACUGGUACCACUGAAGAAGCAUGCAGAGCACAGACCACUCAGCCGGCUCUGCGCCUGUCACUGUUCUGCUUCCCACCAAACCAGAACCUGCUGACCCCUCCUUCCCAGCCCAUGUACGUCCACUGGAAAGGAACAGGAGAAGGUGCCCCUGGGUUCUGCCCUUCCGUUCCCUCCACCCUCAGCUCUGGAGCCUGUCAGCCCCAGACCAGUGUUUCUAUUCUAGUCUCUCCUCCCACACCCAAAUUGGAGAUAUUUCCCCACAAAGGGCGAUGAUAAGUCUUUGCAAAGUAUAGAUGAUAAAAAGUAACUUUAGGAGCCCAAUUUUGCCCCUCACUGAACUUCACCGGGUAGUCAGUUGCCAACACUGAGACCGAUAGCCUGUAGGCACAUGGCCCAUCCCUUUUGACUCACUGGAGAUGUGUGAUCUUGUUAUUCUGGUGAAGUGCUGAUGUUCCUGUCAGAUGGCUGCCGUGUUCAGAAAGUUCCAGCAGUGCAAGGAGUUAAAAAGCUUACCAACUUCAGGCUGCACCUGAGGAUAUGGACCUUCAAUCAGGCCCUUGCUUGCUCUCUCAUAAGGAAUAAAAUUCUGUCCUUCAGGGAGCCAUUUCUCACUAAAAUAUCAAACAGCCCAUGGGUGGGCAAAAGCAAGCAAGGAGAUAAGAUCAUCCCAAGAGAAAGGACAUUAAAAUUGCCAUUCUGAAGUAGAAGUAGUUUACAAAAGGAAGAAAAGGCGGCCUUGAGAUAGCCCCCAUCAGCCAGCCACACCACUGCAGACUGGUGGGCAGGGGGAUGGCAAAGGGCUGAGCUCUGCCAGGGGGAUGGCUGUCCAAAGGGGCUGGAGAACCAUGGCUAAGGUAGACCCCACAGGCAUCUUGCCGAGGGCCUCGGCUGCUCAGCAGCAGCUGCGUCCAGGAGCCUCUGUCUCACAUCUCCUUUCUGUCCCCUUCCUCCCCUCCUGCCUUCUCAGCUGAGUGCAGAGACACCACCAGGUACUGCGAGAAGGUGAGGCAGUUGAAACUCUGCCAGCUCGGCCAGUUCCGAUCUCGCUGCUGUGGAACAUGUGGCAAAGCAUGAAGACAGGGCACGGGGCCGAACUCUACCCUGGCCACACAAAGGACUCAUACAGCCACCUUGGACAUGACUUAUGCAUUCUUCCUCUUAUUUAUUUAUUUUCCUUCCCCCACACACCCAUGUCCACCUGCACCCAUGCUCCUGAGGACCUUGGCAUGUUUUCUUAUUCAGUUAGCUGGAGGCAAGUGUUGAGAAUAGAAAAAGAGAUGUCUAAAGGAGGCUGCAGAGCAGGCCAGGUAGACAGCAGCUCCCUUGCAGAGCUGGCUCCUUCCCACUCAGCGUCUCAGAGACACAGGGAGAGCAAGCCAAUAAGGGACAGCAAGGAGCUGAGGAUGGUAACACAUAAGGACAGGCACAGGCCGACGAGGAGUGCCAUUCCUUCGUUUCCUGGUGAUAUGAUGGUAAGAACCAGGGGAACACCAUGCUGGAGUAGAAACCAGGCUAGAAUCUAGUUCUUCUGGAAUUGGGGUGGGAAACCAAGAAAGAAGAGAAGUGAACUAUGGGGAAGGCGGGUUUCACCAAAAGAGACGAACAGAGUAGACAGAAGGCAUGCAGUUAUACAGAAGACAGAAGCAAAAGGAAGGGAAGGGAAGGAAGCUUGUGUGUGCUCCUUGAUGGGAGGAGCUAGCAGGCAGGACAGAUUUUCAAGCAGCCCACAGGGGACCCAUCUGACAAGCCUGUGCCCUGGUACAUGUGCACAGUCCUGUGGGUUUAGCAAAGGUGGGGAAGGGUAUUCAGCGUCUUCUCGGGGUGCCCAUGCUGCAUGAUAGAAGGUGAGCCCUUCAUGGGAUUACAGACGUGCUCUACUCUACCAAGUAACCUUUGUGUCUGCAGCUGUGGAAAACCCAGCAAGGGGUCAGGGUCUGGCUGUGUAGUCAGGCAGCCCGGAACAUCUCCUCGCUUAAAUCAAGGGUCCCUAGCCCUGGACUAACUGCUGUUGUGGGCCAAAGGUAUUUGAGCAUGAGUAUUCUGUGUUUUCUAUCUGAAUGACUCUGCUGCUGCCCAUUGGGCCAGGGACUAGAGUCAUUGCUCACAAAGGAUUCAUCAAGCAAUCUGUUAGCUGGCAAGCAUCUAACGGGUGUGGGAUCCCUUCCCACCAGAGCUGGCCAGGAAACAGGAGAGGACAGAGGGGUCAGUGCAUGCCCACAGUGUGCCUUGUCUAUCCCAGCCGCACACAGUGGGCCUGUGGGCCCAUCCAGUAACACAGAAGAGCUGUUGUGCAUCCUGGUCACGCAGCAGGCUUGGGGGAGGGGUGUGAUAAGGUGCUAUGGUAAAGCCAGAGGAUAGGUCAAAAGCUUUUCAGCGAUCCUCCCAACACAAAUGCUAUCUGCCUAUGGUAAUUAGCUCACCAGUCAGUGGGCCAAGAAGCACACAGGAUUCAGCAACAUAUAUCAGACAUGGCUAAAACAAAAGCCCUUGGCAAAUCCUCAUUCAGCAGAGAAGCUUCGACAGCGAUACUUGCUUCCUCCCCUGAGCAGUCUUAGAUAGGCAGAUUGGGCAGCCAGAGCCCAGUGGCCAUCAGACGAGCCACCGCUCACAUGCACACUCACCAAAUGCUACCACCGCAGGGCCACCACUGACAUCAAGGCUACAUUUCCCAGCCAGCUGGGAAGUUAAGUUAGGAAGACAACCUUAAUCUGUGUCUUGUAGGCGUACUUUUAAAAAUCUCUCAUGUACGUUUCUUAUAUCUUUUUCUUCCUACUCCACCCCAAUCCCUUCCAAAACCCCAACACCAGGUAGCAGAGAAAGAGUUAAUGGGAGAAGGGGCACAGUUCUUUCUUAGCUGCUUCCUGCUGAUCAGGGUCAUUGGGUCCCUUGGAGCCAUUCCAGUCCUCAUUUCAGUGGAUCUCCAACUUCUUGUUUCACAACAGCAACUAGAAGCAGGAAGGGGGAAGCAGGAGAGGCCUUGUUCUUUCUCUCUUCUUUCACACACUCUGGGCUCUGGCAUUUAAUCUCUCUCUAAAGUCCUCAGAUUCAAACUAUCUGCAGCUGGCAAAGAGCUUCUCUCCAAGCCUGCUGCUGUGGACCAUCUGAAUCAGCCCCACGUCCCACACCUGGGACCAAAACAAAAACAUGUUUAUAUCCACAACAGUGUCUUCCUAGGUGCGCGGUGGACAAUUAGGAUGGGCCUCUUCCUCAUCACAAAAAUAGGCUCUAAAAAAAUGUGUUACUAAAAAUCAGUGUAAUGUUUAUUUAAAAUAAAAGAGAGUGUUUCUAUGUAUAUCUUUUGUGAAUAUUUAUUAGGAUUUCUUGUAUAAAAAAAGUGCAAUAUUAGUAAUUGUACAUUGUCAUCCAGAAAGAACAAAAACUCUUUGGGGAAUUUUAUUAACUUCCUGCAGCUGUGUUCCUAAAAACUCUGGCGAUAAUUGUAUUCUUCCUAAUUUUAAAAGAAACAAAACUGAUGUUGAACUCUGAUUAAUUAUUCUCUGUGUACAGAGUACAUUGCAAAAGCUAAUGUGGGGUGGGGGUCGGGCAAUAGAGCUGAUUUGUUUGUGACACUAGCUAUACAUGAAUCGAACACAAAUUCUGUAAUACUAAUACAGUUGAUUAGUUCUGUAGCUAUUGAAAAUUGGUGGCCAAUGUUUGAAUUUGCUAAGAAGAGGCAUCUUCCAGAUCUUGCAUGUGUCAGAAUGUGAGGUUGGAACUGCCUUUCAGAACAAGUUGGAGAGCUUAGGUUUGAAGUGGAAAGCAGUGUGCUCCUUGCAUGAGAUGAAUGUACAUUUAAUAUUUGUUCUGUGAAUUGUGACUCAGCAGUACCAGAAAUUAUCGGGGCUGCUGGAUAAUGUGGAAGGAGGCCCUUCCUCCUCUAAAACACAAAACUGUAUUUAUAUUUUUUUGUACAGAUAAUACAGCUUAUUUAUUUAAAUCUUG
Molecule: messenger RNA, 9826 nt
Organism: Meriones unguiculatus (Mongolian gerbil)
Lineage: Eukaryota; Metazoa; Chordata; Mammalia; Rodentia; Muridae
Gene: Adamtsl1
Product: ADAMTS like 1
Exons: 28
Coding region: 370-5661 (1763 amino acids)
Biological process (GO): extracellular matrix organization
Cellular component (GO): extracellular matrix
Molecular function (GO): metalloendopeptidase activity
Source: RefSeq, a predicted model, not a curated record